AACGUUUUCUACUUGUUUCUUCGAUUCAAGCGACCCUCAACCUUUCCAUCGGCCUUCCCUUUUUUUUCUUCUGGAUCGGACCAAACACAAGAACAAACCUCUUGAUGAUUAUUACUUCGAGGUUCCUCGCCCGACCCGUACGAUUACUAUCGACCAGCGCAGCUUUUGUUUCUUGCAUCCGUCUCGCGAAUACCCCGCACUUCCACGUCCCUGCUGGACUCUCACAGCAACUGCAGCAGCCGUUACGAAAGAUGCAUAUCCAAAGCAUUCCCAUGUGGGUCGGUUCGUCGAACAACUACGCCUACUUGGUCAGCGAUGAUGAAUCAAAAGACGCCGUUAUCAUCGAUCCAGCAAAUCCCCCCGAGUACGUCUCCCUUCUUUUACGAGUCCCGAUUUCCCUGAGCAGCGCAAAAGUACAUCCGCAGGCACAGCCUGUCUUUUGUGGUGUGUCGUUGAGCCAGAACAUAUAUGCGUAUCCAGAGAUACGGGGACACACGGGACAAAAUACUGACGAUACAAUUUUGCGUCUUUUCCCCUGAAACAGAGUCACCCCGGUCCUGGCCGAGAAGUCCAAGUCCCUCAACCUGACGGCGAUAAUGAACACCCACCACCACUGGGACCACGCGGGUGGCAACACCAAAGUCCUCUCUUCGCUUGCGUCGCGCUCCCUGCCCGUCAUCGGCGGCAGGGACUGCGAGGGGGUGACCGAAACCCCGGCGCACAACUCGACCUUUUCCAUCGGCAAGAACAUCCGGGUCACGGCCCUCCACACCCCCUGCCACACCCAGGACAGCAUCUGUUGGUUCAUGGAGGACGAGGCCACGGACGAGCGGGUCGUCUUCACCGGGGACACGCUCUUCAUCGGCGGCUGCGGCAAGUUCUUCGAGGGUUCCGGGGCCCAGAUGAACCGGGCCCUCAACGAGGUCCUGGCCGCCCUGCCCGACGACACCAGGGUCUACCCGGGCCACGAGUACACCAAAUCCAACGUCAAGUUUUUGAAAAAGGUGUUGCCCGACAACCGGGCCCUGGACGAGCUCGCGAGGUUCGCCGACGAGAAUCAACAGACCCAGGGGAAAUUCACAAUCGGGCAGGAAAAGGCCCACAAUGCCUUCAUGCGUGUCCACACCGACGAGAUGAAAAAGGUCACCGGUCAGACCGACCCGGCCGCCGUGAUGGACAAGUUGAGGGAGAUGAAGAAUGCGGGUUGAGAGAUGCGCAGAAUCAAAAAAAAAGAAACAACCCCAAAUAAACAAGAAAGAAUUAAAACAAUGUAGAUGAAUUUUUACAAAGAUUGGUGUAAAGAUCAAUGCAGACCAUGACUCGAUGUUCGUGGGUGUACACAAGUAGAUAGGCGAGAACAUGGAUAUGUUUAUAAGACAAGGAAAUGGUCCGUGGUAUUCUGUACCAUGUGUCUGAAAAGUCCACAUGUGCCUGCACAACUGCUCGCCAUGGAAGAUUUACAUGUCGUCGAGAACGGUCAAGUUGAGAUGAAGAUGUACGGAGGGAAAGUCUCACCAUGUUGUACCGUACAGCAUAUCAAACCAAAUAUCCAAG
Exophiala oligosperma is the source of this 1554-nucleotide messenger RNA. RefSeq names its product hydroxyacylglutathione hydrolase, variant 2. NCBI's taxonomy places the organism in Eukaryota, Fungi, Ascomycota, Eurotiomycetes, Chaetothyriales, Herpotrichiellaceae. Gene Ontology annotation, molecular function: hydroxyacylglutathione hydrolase activity. The coding region runs from base 597 to 1208 and encodes 203 amino acids. The record is from RefSeq and is a predicted model, not a curated record. The transcript is spliced from 2 exons.